Molecule: messenger RNA, 453 nt
Organism: Apiotrichum porosum
Lineage: Eukaryota; Fungi; Basidiomycota; Tremellomycetes; Trichosporonales; Trichosporonaceae
Exons: 2
Coding region: 1-453 (150 amino acids)
Source: RefSeq, a predicted model, not a curated record
AUGCGUUCUGUUCUCUGGCUCUCUCUUGCAGCCACCGCGUCGCUCGCAUGGGCCCAGCCUGGUCGCAUGAACGCUCCCCGCCAGGCCACGGGCGACACUGGUGCCGCGACUGGCGCUGUCGCAACCGCGGCCGGCACUUCGGUGUCUCAGAAGUCGGUAGUGGUGUCCAACUCGGCGUCCAACACAGGAUCCAACACGCAGUCGACUGCCUCUGUCUCCUUCUCCACGUCGCAGUCGUCUACGAGCCAGAGCCAGAGCCAGAACCAGAGCGAGUCGUCGACGGAAUCGACUACCAGCGUCAUUCCCACCUACACACCCUCCGAGACGCCCGCCCGUACCUCUGUCAACCCGUCUGCGGCGACCCCGACGAAAAACGCUGCUGUCGGCGGCGCCAACAUUGCGAGCGGCGCCGGCGUCCUCGUCGUGGCGGCCGUCUUCGCCGCCGUGUUGUAA